UAUGGGCAGUGGCCGGCGGGCGAUACGAGCAGGCGCUACUGUCGCGACGACGGCUCCGACGACCUGCAGAUCGAUUCAUCCCCACUAAUAGCCGUAAUCACUUCGCACCGAGCCGCUAAACUGCGCGCGCGCAUCGUACUCCCGUUUCGCCGUUAUCGUCGUUUCGAGUGUGAUAAGAUCGUUACAUCACUGUGAUAAGAGUCGUCAAGGUUCAAUUUGUACCUGUGAUACGAUAUUCGCUGCAUUCGAUAUGCCCCGCGGCUAGUUGAAGUUAUUCGGUGCCGUGUUUUGUUUAUCGAAUGUGUCGUGAAUUAUGGACGGGAAGAGACUGAAGAUAACCGUGGUGGGAGACGGGAUGGUGGGCAAGACCUGCCUCCUGUAUGUGUACACGAAGAAAACAUUUCCCAAGGAGUAUGUGCCGACAGUGUUCGACAACUACACGGGCACCAUCGACGUGGACGGCGAGGUGCGGGAGAUGGCGCUGUGGGACACGGCGGGACAGGAGGACUAUGAGCGACUGCGGCCGCUGUCCUACACACACACAAAUUGCUUCGUAGUAUGCUACUCGGUGGCGAGCCGGCCGAGCUACGAGAACGUCACCAUCAAAUGGUACCCGGAGCUCAAACACUUCGCCACCAACGUACCAAUCGUCCUAGUCGCAACUAAAAUAGACUUACGGUCAUCACAAGAAGAUGUCGUGACGACACACGAGGGAAAACAAUUGAAAAAGAGGAUACGUGCUGCCCAGUUCGUGGAGUGCUCAGCGCUGGAGCGGACCAACGUGCACCAGGUGUUCGAGGAGGCCGUGCGAGCCGCGCUCAAGAAGAAGGCCGUCCCCAAACGCGCCUGCCAUUUCCUAUGACCGACUCGCCCCAGCCGCCCAAAAUGUCCAGUGCGAGAUUUUAGUCGCUACUCACUGUAAAGGCUUGUUUUCACUUUGAUCAGUGCAGGUGCGAGUGUUUAGUGUUUAGUAAUUAUUGAGCGUGCUUAGUGUUUUGUGCUCGUGGGAGUACCUGUCCAAUAUAUGUACAUAGUUUAGUUGCUGCGCAGCUAAAUUAAUUUAGUGUUGAUGCCACUAAACACAUGAAUGCUCUUAACACUUAACACUAAACAAACGUGUCCCAACGUGUUUAGUAGCAGAUAUUUAUUCCUCUAUGGUAGCAGGCACGCUGCGAGUGCAGGGGAAGGUGAGGCGCGCGGGACGGGGCUACUCGCAAAAAAAUUAGAACGCGAUUCUAUUCGCUUUGUUUAGUGCGAUUUGGCCGUUUACUAAUCACUCCCAAGUCGCACUAAUUAGUUGCUGUCCAGGGUCCACACGUGUUUUGUACUAAUCACUUAACACAAUUACUUAACACUCGCACCUACACUAAUCAAAGUGAAAACAAGCCUUUAAGCUUCGAGGGAAGAGACGCAAAACUUUGUAACACAAAAUUUCUAUAAAGUUUCGUGCCGUGUCUUAUGCUGGCUUCUCACGGCGCGUCGCGCCAGCUCGAGCCACGCGCCGUGUGAAAGGGGUGGCUCGAGGUGGCGCGGGUUGGGUCGAGCAGGCGCGUCCGCGUCGUGAGAACGGGUAGCACGGACCCGCUUGUUGGCUCGUGCUCGGUCGUAGAAAUCGGCUCUGCGCGGCGUGGCUCGUGAUAUUACGCGCCGUGAGAAGCCAGUUUUACAGUUUUGCCACUAGGGGCGCUGCUUUGACAUGUGAGGCAAAUAAACUCUUUAAUAAACUGCUUAAAUAGUGUCGUAAAUAAGGGAUAGUAUUUUACUUCAUGGCGAACAGUGAC
Aricia agestis (brown argus) is the source of this 1781-nucleotide messenger RNA. It is a transcript of the gene RhoL, whose product is annotated as ras-like GTP-binding protein RhoL. NCBI's taxonomy places the organism in Eukaryota, Metazoa, Arthropoda, Insecta, Lepidoptera, Lycaenidae. Bases 314 to 862 code for a protein of 182 amino acids. Gene Ontology annotation, molecular function: GTPase activity; GTP binding. The record is from RefSeq and is a predicted model, not a curated record. The transcript is spliced from 5 exons. Gene Ontology annotation, biological process: small GTPase-mediated signal transduction.